Molecule: messenger RNA, 351 nt
Organism: Daucus carota subsp. sativus
Lineage: Eukaryota; Viridiplantae; Streptophyta; Magnoliopsida; Apiales; Apiaceae
Product: nuclear transcription factor Y subunit B-5
Exons: 1
Coding region: 1-351 (116 amino acids)
Biological process (GO): regulation of transcription by RNA polymerase II
Cellular component (GO): CCAAT-binding factor complex
Molecular function (GO): DNA-binding transcription activator activity, RNA polymerase II-specific; RNA polymerase II cis-regulatory region sequence-specific DNA binding; protein heterodimerization activity
Source: RefSeq, a predicted model, not a curated record
AUGGCUGACAAUUCUGGUGAUAGCGCCUCGAACAACGAUCAAUCCGUCCCUGAACAAGACCUUCUGCUGCCAAUCGCAAACGUUGGGCGGAUCAUGAAGCAGAAUCUGCCAGCCAAUGCAAAAGUCUCCAAAGAAAGCAAAGAAACAAUGCAGGAGUGCGUGUCCGAGUUCAUAUGCUUUGUGACAGAGGAGGCGUCAGAGAGGUGUCGCAGGGAGAAGCGGAAGAUCUUGAGUGGGGACGAUAUCUGUGGGGCGAUGCAGACGCUUGGUUUUGACAACUAUGCAGGAACAAUGAAGAGGUAUCUGGAGAAGUAUAGGCAAUCUGAAGGGGGGAGAGCCAAUCAAGAAUAG